Lathyrus oleraceus (garden pea) is the source of this 1270-nucleotide messenger RNA. RefSeq names its product myb family transcription factor PHL5. The transcript has 7 exons. The record is from RefSeq and is a predicted model, not a curated record. NCBI's taxonomy places the organism in Eukaryota, Viridiplantae, Streptophyta, Magnoliopsida, Fabales, Fabaceae. Gene Ontology annotation, molecular function: DNA binding; DNA-binding transcription factor activity. Bases 144 to 1133 code for a protein of 329 amino acids.
AGUACACUUUUUCAUGUUGAUGUUUUUGUUGGGCUAGGCUCAGGCUUGUGGCAUAUAAAGGAACAUAAGUAGUGAAGUAAACUAAACUACCCCUUCCGCAGAAGACAAAAGUGAUAUAUCAAAUAUUGCUCCAAACUUCCAACAUGUACACAAAUGAAUGGGAAUUAUCUGAACAUGAAAGCUUUGAGCCUUUCAGCAUAGUAACUCCUCUAGAAGAUAUAACAACAAUCAUUCAUGAAACAAAUAAGAGCUUUCAACCUCAACAACAGUACUAUCAGCAACAGAUUGAGUUUCCUAUUUGGAGCAAUGAAUUUUCCAUGGAAACUACAACUGAAUCACCUUUUCAGUUUUUCCAAGAGAACUACUCAAACAAUAUCGCCAAACAAGAUCAACCAACUACCUCUUUCGAUUUCGUUGUUGAAUCUUUAAUGUCUGCUAGCAGUGAAGAUAGUAUUUCUUAUUCCGAGAAGUGUAGUGAACUUGCCUCUUGUUCUGAUAACAAGCCAAUUUGUGAGAACUCUCCACAACAACAUAAAAAGGUGCUGGAGGGUUAUUCCGCGUUACAUCAGAAGUCUCGUGAAGUUUCCUUUCAGAAAACUCAGUUGGAGUCAUGUAUAAACCAAGACAAGCAAUCUUCACCUUGUGGAUUUGAUUUUUCAACAUCUACCAACUAUGAUUCUAAGAUAACUACAAGGAAUAAAAGAAGAUUGAGAUGGACAAAAGAAAUGCAUGAGCCAUUUGUUAUGAUUGUAAACCAGCUUGGUGGUGCAGAAAAGGCAAAGCCUAAGGCUAUACUUCAGAUGAUGGGUUUGGAUGUUUUGAACAUUUCUCAUGUUAAAAGUCAUUUGCAGAAAUAUCGUUCUACAUUACAUACGCACACAUCUUUGAAAGGAACAUCUGAGGAAAGACAGAGAUCAAAUGAGAUUAAUGAGCUUCAAGUCAAAAUUAAAAUGCAAAUAGAGGAAUCACGUCAACUACAACUUGAGAUUCAGAGGAGCAAUCAACAACAAUUAGAGAUGCAGAAGAAUUUGCAACUGGUAAUUGAACAGCAGAGCAAGCAACUCAAAAUAAUGAAAGAUCGUCAAAAACAAAGAGCUAAAACAGAGAAAAUCUGUGAUACAAAGAAGAAAUGACUAUUUCUAAUAUUUUCUAUACUCAAUUAAUCUGUAAGUGAGGAACUAGGUGAAAAUUUUAAACUAAAAAAGUUGUAACCAAAUUCAUUAUUUUUUUAGUUAAAGUCCUUUUAUUAAAGAAAUGUAUUAAAUUGUUA